AUGCUCAAGAUCACAACCAGUUCCGUCAACAAGAAGUUGACCAGCAACCAGACCAUGCGUCUUUUCUCGUCGGUGCCAACUCAAUUGCAGAAACAUCGGGUCGAAACGGACGCGUUUGGCGAAAUUGAAGUUCCCGCGGACAAGUACUGGGGGGCACAGACACAGCGAUCGUUCCAGAAUUUCAAGAUCGGUGGAGCUCGUGAAAGAAUGCCUGAGCCCGUGAUUAGAGCGUUUGGUGUACUCAAGAAAUCCGCUGCCAUUGUUAAUGAGUCUCUUGGCACGCUAGAUCCAAAAGUUUCGAAACCUAUCCAACAGGCUGCGGACGAAGUUAUCCAGGGUAAAUUGAACGAUCAUUUCCCACUGGUCGUUUUCCAAACGGGCUCCGGAACUCAGAGUAACAUGAACGCGAACGAGGUCAUCUCGAAUCGUGCCAUUGAGAUCGUCGGCGGUGAGCUGGGCUCGAAGUCGAUCCAUCCCAACAACCACUGUAACCAAGCGCAAUCCUCGAAUGACACUUUUCCCUCCGUGAUGCAUAUCGCUGCCGUCACUGAGAUCACCAACUCGUUGUUGCCACAACUCACUGCUCUCAGAGACGCGCUCGCUGACAAGUCGGAAGAAUUCAAAUCUAUUGUGAAAAUCGGAAGAACCCAUCUCCAGGAUGCUACGCCCUUGACGCUCGGCCAAGAAUUCAGCGGGUACGUGCAGCAGGUCACCAACGGUAUCGACCGCGUUGAACAAUCCUUGCACCAUUUGAAAUAUCUGGCGCAAGGUGGCACCGCGGUGGGAACUGGACUCAACACCAAGAUCGGAUUCGCCGAGAAAAUCGCUGAGCAAGUCUCUAAAGAAUGCGGUAUUACUUUCAAGACCGCUCCUAACAAGUUCGAAGCGCUCGCUGCACACGACGCAGUCGUCGAAUGCUCCGGUGCGCUAAACACUUUGGCUUGUUCGCUUUUCAAGAUUGCCAACGAUAUUAGAUACCUUGGCUCCGGUCCUCGUUGUGGCUACGGUGAAUUGUCGCUACCUGAAAAUGAACCUGGUUCUUCUAUCAUGCCGGGCAAAGUCAACCCUACUCAAAACGAAGCCAUGACUCAAGUCUGUGUCCAGGUGUUUGGUAACAACGCUGCCAUCACUUUUGCAGGUGCCUCAGGUCAAUUCGAAUUGAACGUUUUCAAGCCUGUCAUGAUCUCCAAUUUGCUCAGCUCCAUUAGACUUUUGGCCGACGCAUCUCACUCGUUCAGAAUUCACUGUGUUGAAGGUAUUCGUGCCAACGAGGACAAGAUCGCCAAAUUAUUGCACGAAUCUCUUAUGUUGGUCACUGCACUCAACCCAAAGAUUGGUUACGAUGCCGCCUCAAAAGUGGCCAAGAACGCUCACAAGAAGGGAAUCACUCUUAAGGAGUCCGCUCUGGAACUAAAGGUCUUGACUUCGGAAGAGUUCGACCAGUGGGUCGUGCCAGAACACAUGAUCGGUCCUAAUAAAUGA
This is a messenger RNA of Lachancea mirantina, 1482 nucleotides long. NCBI's taxonomy places the organism in Eukaryota, Fungi, Ascomycota, Saccharomycetes, Saccharomycetales, Saccharomycetaceae. The record is from the annotation of a GenBank genome assembly.